This is a messenger RNA of Schistosoma intercalatum, 1478 nucleotides long. NCBI's taxonomy places the organism in Eukaryota, Metazoa, Platyhelminthes, Trematoda, Strigeidida, Schistosomatidae. The record is from the annotation of a GenBank genome assembly.
AGAUUAUGGGUCGCUCGUGCACCAAUCUUACUGUUCGUGGAUAUCAAAAAAUGAGCUGUGAUACAAUAAAUCCUCAUGUGGUGAAGCUUCAGUAUGCUGUCCGUGGACCGAUAGUAAUUAGGGCGCUAGAAUUAGAGAGAGAAAUAUCCCAAGGGUCAAAAAGAAAAUUCAACAAACUUAUCCGUUGCAAUAUCGGGGACUGUCAUGCGUCUGGUCAAAGGCCCAUCUCAUUUAUUCGUGAAGUUUUGUGUGCCGCGACAAAUCCGCAUAUUAUGGAUAGCAACUUAGUUCAAGAGGAUGCUAAAUUAAGAGCCAGGAGAUUUCUGGACAGUUGUGGUGGAAGUGUUGGAGUCUACAGCCAGUCUACAGGCGUAGAAGUUGUCCGCGAAGAUGUUUCACAAUACAUAGAACAACGGGAUCAGUUAUCAGCUAAUCCUCAAAAUAUUUUCUUAUCCAAUGGGGCAAGUGAAGCCGUUAAAUCAAUUCUUCAAUUGAUAUCCACUGGAGAAGAUGGAUCCAAACGUUCUGGUAUUAUGGUCCCCAUACCUCAAUAUCCUCUUUAUUCAGCAACAAAUGCUGAAUAUAACGCCUAUCAGAUUGAUUACUACUUGGAUGAAUCAAAUGGAUGGGACCUAAGUAUUGAACAGCUGGAAGAAGCUUUAAAAAAAUGCAAUGAUAAAUGUAUUCCACGUGCUUUGGUAGUAAUCAAUCCUGGCAAUCCAACAGGUCAAUUACUAUCAAAAGACACAAUUACAAACGUUUUAAAAUUCGCUUACAAACAUAAUUUAGUUGUGUUAGCCGAUGAAGUUUAUCAACAUAAUAUUUAUUCACCAGAUUCAGGAUUCAUCUCAUUUAAACGCGCUUUAUAUGAUAUUGGCGGAAGGAUUUCCAAUGAAUUACAGUUAGCAUCAUUUAUGUCAUGUAGUAAAGGCUAUAUGGGAGAAUGUGGUCUUCGCGGUGGAUAUUGUGAACUUGUGAAUUUUCCUGAAGAUGUUCAACAACAAUUAUAUAAAUCCCUUUCAGCUCGACUGUGUUCUUCAUUAUUGGGUCAACUAACAAUGGAUGUGGUUGUAAAUCCUCCAAAACCUCAUGAACCAUCUUACAAUUCAUUUAUGAAAGAAAAAUCAUCAGUGCUAGAAGAACUUAAACAAAAAGCUGAACUCACUACAAAAUCAUUAAAUUCACUUCAAGGUUUUUCAUGUAAUCCAAUCACUGGAGCAAUGUAUGCAUUUCCACGAAUUGAUCUACCUAGAAAAGCAAUCGAAAUAGCAAAGUCGAAAGGUAUGCAACCAGACUUUAUGUACUGUUUGGAAUUUUUGGAAGAAUAUGGCGUCUGUGUAGUACCAGGAUCUGGAUUCGGUCAAGUACCAGGAACUUGGCAUUUUAGAAUAACAAUUCUCCCUAGUAUUGAAGAAAUGAAACUGGUCAUGAACUAUUUAAAAGAAUUUCAUACAUCUUUUCUGACAAAGUAUUCUUGA